This is a messenger RNA of Ctenocephalides felis (cat flea), 501 nucleotides long. RefSeq lists its product as uncharacterized. The record is from RefSeq and is a predicted model, not a curated record. The transcript is spliced from 4 exons. Lineage: Eukaryota; Metazoa; Arthropoda; Insecta; Siphonaptera; Pulicidae. Bases 1 to 501 code for a protein of 166 amino acids.
AUGGGGUUGCCUCCUAAAAAGAAAUGCAUGCAGAAUCCUAAAAGCGAUUUAAGGAUCGCGGCCUUGUUCUGCGUGCAGACAUGGCUGAUACUGAUCCGCCACGUGCAGCCGGGCUUCUCGGUCCAGCCUGCGCCUUGCGGCUUCAACUCCAUGUGCCUUUGCGCUGGACAAGCCGAUUCCAAAUCUGUCUCAUCAGUCCAAUGCGAUCGAGCUUCACUGUACAAAAUGCCAGCUUUUCCCCAUGAGCGCAUUACGCACCUGGAAGUGACUAAUAACAACUUGCUGCUGCUCGAAUCAGACGCACUCGCUGCGCUGCCUUUGCAGCUGCUAAAGCUCAGCGGCAACAGCAUACGGCGAAUCGACCAGAAAGCUUUCAGAUCCAUUACUCACGAAGUUACUAAUUAUAAUGUCUUUCUCCUAAAAUAUGAAAGGUUUCCUCUGAUGCUUGUACGCUGUGAUUGUUUGCUUGAUUUGCCUGAUGCUAAUCUUCGUGUUGAUUGA